AUGGCUUCCAAAGAGGCCAAGAUAUCCUUGAAGGCGCCCAAGGGUACACGCGACUGGUCGGGCGCAGACCUUCUCCUGCGAGAUCAUGUCUUUGAGACCAUUAGCAACAUAUUCAAACUCCACGGCGGUACUCCCCUCGACACCCCCGUAUUCGAAUUAAAGGAAAUUCUAGCUGGCAAAUAUGGCGAGGAGGCCCGUCUGAUAUAUAACCUCGAAGAUCAGGGCGGCGAGCUAUGCGCCCUACGUUACGAUCUUACAGUACCUUUUGCCCGUUGGUUAGCCAUGAACAAUGUUCAGCAGAUCAAGCGUUACCAGAUCGCCAAGGUCUACCGUCGCGACCAGCCGGCCAUCGCCCGAGGCAGGAUGCGCGAGUUCUACCAAUGCGACUUCGACAUCGCUGGAGCCUACGACCCCAUAAUCCCCGACGCCGAGAUCCUACGUGUUAUCGUCGAAACCUUCAAUGCUCUCGGGCUUGACAUUACCAUCAAGACCAACCACAGACGAAUUUUAGACGGCAUAUUUUCCGUCGCAGGUGUUCCUGCAGACAAGAUACGUCCAAUUAGCUCGGCGGUAGAUAAGUUGGACAAGGAACCGUGGGACGUCGUUAAGAAGGAGAUGGUUGAGCAAAAGGGUCUCCCUGAGGAGGUUGCCGACAAAAUUGGAGUGUUCGUACUGAACCGCGGCACAAUUGACGAGAUGAUAGAGUUUAUUAAGGCCGACUCGAAUCUUUCGGCUAACGAGGAGAUAAAAGCUGGACUUUCCGAUAUGGAUCUCUUAUCUUCUUAUUCUAAAGCACUAGGCACCUUCGAUAAUGUCUCGUUCGAUCUAUCGCUUGCGCGAGGUCUGGAUUACUACACAGGACUGAUCUUCGAGGUUAUUCAAAAACCCGCCGACACAAAAGAUAAGGACGGCACACGGUAUCCGGGGAAGUCGUCUAAAAAUGCAGAUGCUUCCGCCGUCGGUAGCAUUGCUGCAGGUGGUCGAUACGACAACCUUGUUGGCAUGUACGGCAAGAAGCAGAUCCCCUGCGUUGGAAUCUCAUUUGGUGUUGACCGAAUCUUCACUAUCCUCAAAGCGCGCGGCGAGAAUGAAGGCCGCUCGCGCCAGGUCGAUGUAUACGUCAUGGCCUUCGGUGGCAAGGAGUUCAACGGCCUACUACUAGAGCGUAUGUCGAUCGCGCGACAGUUAUGGGAAGCCGGCAUUCGCGCUGAAUUCAGCGCCAAGGUCAAGCCCCGUCUACCGCAACAGUUCAAGGCCGCCGAGGAGGUGCCGCUUGGCAUUAUCCUAGGUCAGGACGAGCUUGCGGAGGGCAAGGUUCGGUUAAAGGUUUUAGGAACUGGGAAAGGUGGUAAGGAAGGCGAAAAGGAUGAAAAAGACCAGGGACAGCUUGUCUCGAGAGAGAAUUUGGUCGAGGAGGUGAAGAAGUUGUUACAAACUCAGACUCAGACUCUUCCGAUACGGUAG
Daldinia childiae is the source of this 1464-nucleotide messenger RNA. Its product is annotated as Histidine-tRNA ligase, mitochondrial. Gene Ontology annotation, biological process: mitochondrial translation; histidyl-tRNA aminoacylation. Gene Ontology annotation, cellular component: mitochondrion; cytoplasm. Lineage: Eukaryota; Fungi; Ascomycota; Sordariomycetes; Xylariales; Hypoxylaceae. Bases 1 to 1464 code for a protein of 487 amino acids. Gene Ontology annotation, molecular function: histidine-tRNA ligase activity; ATP binding. The transcript is spliced from 2 exons. The record is from RefSeq and is a predicted model, not a curated record.